Molecule: messenger RNA, 3453 nt
Organism: Grus americana (Whooping crane)
Lineage: Eukaryota; Metazoa; Chordata; Aves; Gruiformes; Gruidae
Gene: GSDME
Product: gasdermin E
Exons: 12
Coding region: 442-1944 (500 amino acids)
Biological process (GO): programmed cell death
Cellular component (GO): cytoplasm
Source: RefSeq, a predicted model, not a curated record
CGCUCUUCCCGCCUCGCCCCUCGCCGCGCCAUAGCGCUGGCAAGAAACCCCCUCUGCUGGGGAGGCUUUCCCUCCGGCUCCUCGCUGAGCUUCGCCCUCGGCACCUCGCCUCGGGGCGCGGCGCGGCACGCCCCGCGGGCGGAGCUCGCCGCAUCCUCGGGGCCCGGCGGCGGGCAUCACCGGGAAAGCCGUACAGCUGCACAAGCAAAUAUGCUUCCUGCAAAGACAUUCCCAGCACAUCAAAGUGUGGGAGACACUGACGUUGCCACUCUGAGGCUGAAGACAGUCCCAUCUCUCCUGCCUGGUAAUAAAAGGAUUCUGUGUGGAGGUAGAAAUCCUCUGCCAUUGCACCAGUGCUCUCCUCAUCCCACCUGGUCUCUGUGGGGUGCUCAUUAGUAGAAGCUUUUACGUAGGACUUUGGGCUUUAAUUGAUUCCCCAAGAUGUUUGCAAAAGCAACAAAGAAUUUUGUGAGGGAAACUGACAGUGGAGGUGACUUGAUCCCUGUCUCCCACCUGAAUGCCUCAGACAAGCUGCAGCUUCUGAGCUUAGUUACGAAGAGGAAGAAAUUCUGGUGCUGGCAGAAGCCCAAGUAUCAUUUCUUGACAGUCACCCUGAGUGAUGUGCUUACUGAAGACAAGCCGAUAAAACCAGUAAUUGUGGAGUCUGACUUUGCAAAAUAUAUGGGGAAGUUUGAAGAUUUUCUUCAAGGAAGUAUUGAAACUUCAUUGGGGAAGAUCAACCUGGGAGCUGGAGGGAAGGGCUAUGUGGAAAACCAGUCCUCAUUUGGAAACCUGAGGAAGCAGGAGAUUGACUUGCAGCAGCUUAUGAAAGACGUCAAGGACAGAGCAAUAAAUCUAAAUAGUAGUUUACUGCAACAAGUAAUAGAAAGAAAACGUGAGGUGCUGUGCAUCUUGAGAGAAAAGAUAAUAACAACUCAGAAGUGUACAAUAUCUGAACAUAUCCAGACUGAAGAAAAAGUCAGCGGUGUGAUGGGAUGCAGUAGAAAAACAGUAAAGGUUUCAGUGAGUGAAAAUGGAAGUAUGCUGAAGGAUUCUAGUGUGAUCCUUGAAAUUCCUCCUGCAACCACUAUUGCCUAUGGUGUAAUUGAACUCUUUGUAAAACGCAAUGGCCAGUUUGAAUUCUGUCUGCUAGAUGAACAGCAAGGAGGUUUUGAAAAAGAAAGCACAGAAGGCUCAACUUAUCCCCAUUCAGCACUAUUCCGAGAUGCUUUGUUUCUCUAUCAGCCAGAUGCUGUCGAUAAUGAGAUGUACUCUGAGGCUAAAGACCUCAUUCCCAGUGAUGCUUCUUUAAGUGUGCUGAAACAAGAUCUGUCACGGUUGAAGACUCAGUUCCAGCCCUUUGUGAAGCUGCCGGAAGACAAGCAAAGAGCUUUAUAUAAAACCCUUUGUGAACUCUUGCUCCGUGAAGAAAUGGUAACUGCCCUGGAGGACGUGUUAGAUGCUAUCUGCACAGGAGACAAGCCAGAUCUGAAGGAGUUAAAACCUGCACAACAAGGAGACCUCGUUGACUUCUUGCAGCUCUUAGGCUACAGUUUACAGAGUGAGCUGUUGCAGAAAUAUCAGCCUCAGGAUGAAGAACUCUUCUCAGCUGCUCACCUGCUCAUCAGUGCUAUCUCUGAGCUGUCUGAUUACACUCUCGUCCUUCUGCACGCCUGCUGUGAUCUUCAGGUUGUUCCGGCAUUGUGUUCUUUGCCUAACAUCGCUUCAGCCGAUGGCACUGUGGCGCUGAGCAGUCCUUUGGUGGCUGCUCUCACUGACAGGGGAAGAUUCGAUGUCGUGCAAAGGCUGUUUGCUUCAUCAAACAUUAAUUUGGAAAUGGCAGAGUCUUCUGUAAAAGCUGUAACUAUGAAAGAACCUAGAUUCUUCCCACUUGUUCUUUAUGUUGCAUUAUAUGGAUUUUACGCAUUAGCUGGGAAUGUAUAGGAGCUUUGCUGCAUAUCCACUUACUGCUCUAGCCUGUUCUUUCUUCAAUAGCUCCGCAGCGUAGCAUUGGUGUGUUUGAGCUAGCAGUAACAGCCACAUAGUCGAGUACUUCCUGCAGUACAGCCAGGUGGAGCGGAGGUCGGGGUGGACUUGGCGCUGCUGUCAGGUGUACCGCUGCUCUGCAGCGUCACUAAGGUACGUCUGCAGUGGAAAAUACAUAAAUAAGGGGUGAAGGGGAGGAAUUAAAAAAAAAGAUGAGCCUGGAACAGAAAUUGAACACAGCUAUUCUGGUAGUUGUCAGAUCUGCAGGGCAGUAGAAGCCUGAUUGCUCGUAUUAAUAUGCGUGGGAGAAAACUGCAAAGCUCAAACUGCUUUUUGUAAGCAAGCAAACAAGCAGGCUGUGGAAAGCCAGGGUUCUGCAACCCAGUAAAUGUUUUGGUUGUUUAAGACUCGAUGUGCAGAAUGCCUUUACUCUGGAGCAAGUAGAAUGGAGGGCUCUCAGAGAGGUACUUGAUUAGGUUUUAAUUUAUUAAGUGUAGUCUGGCUUUACAGAUGUGAACUGCACACUGCAGGAAAUAAAACCUAUUUUUCAAAAACUAAGACCACCUUAGAGACUUACACCUCUCUACAGCGUUUGUGUUUUCUGAUAAGUUUUUACUCACCUUAGCAAGUUUCAGCUGUUUAAAUUGCAUUCUGAACUUUCUGUUUGAGGUACAGUGAUGCCUUUUGGUGUGUGCACAUGAAACGUCCCUGCUGCACUCCACACAAAUGAUCAUUUUACCCAUAUGACACUUUAAGCGCAGAUGUUUUGCUUGUUUCUUUGACUAACAGCAAAGUGUUAGUAGACCACUUUGUGCUUUGAACUAUUUUGCCUUUUUUUUCAUUGUAAUGUUUUGUAAUCAUGUGGAUGGGACAGAAAUGCAGCAGAGAUUGGUGUAAAUAAGGGCUUGGGAAGAUGAUGGUCCAGGUAAUGGAAUAUCAGUGCUAUCAGAUGAGACUGUGAGAUGGCUGACAGAGGGACAGGCAGGCACCUGUGUGGGGGGUGAUCAGUCAGCAGGCCCUGCAGCUGAGCUGGUGGGUAGGAGUCCUGGGUUCAGUUUUCUGCUCUGUUCCCAUGUGGCCUUGAGCAGAUUGUCUGAGGCCCAUAAAACUGCAUCGGUUCAGCUUUCCCUGAGGAAGCGGACUUUGCAGAAAAGCACCGUGGUACCUUUCUGUACCCUGAGAGUGCAGGACGUACCCCGAGAGCCUUGCAUGCUGAGCUGUUGGCGUUUCUGUCUCAUCUGUUCCAUGAAGGCAGUGGCGUUGCCUGAACCUUGUGCCGGUGCAUGUGGAAAUGGCCUUUAGGAGGAUGGAAGCACCUUACUCUGCUUCUGGGAGGGAUGUGUCUUUGUAAAGGGGAAAGUCGUCUUUUGCCAAUCGCUACUCAAAGUUGCCUCUGUAACUAACCAAUUUAUCAAAACAAAACUUUGUAUUAAAUGUUAUGUCUAAACAAUAGAAUAACUUAUAAUG